GGUGGUUUUGGUAUCCCUUCCAGCUAUUUUUUUCCCCCUGACCAGCUCAGGGUGGUUCAAGCUGAUUCCUUUCCUCUAUUAGCAUCAGUGGUGGGUGUGUGCCGGUCACCUCGCUCCAGUUUUGCGGGGUAUAAAGCUGGCAAGCCCCUCUCCACCCUGUCCCCCACCUGGCAGGCUCCUGGGCAGGGGCAAUGGCUGAGCUGUCCAUCCCAGAUCUGCCCCCGGCCCGCUGCAGCGGCCGCUUCACCAUCAGCACCCUGCUGGGCGUGGAGGAGGGGUGCAGGGGUCCCUACACACCCACCGAGGGGUCCAGCUGCGACAGCGUCCAGCCCACCCACCUGUCCAGCAGCACCCUCUGCACCAGGACCUUCGGCUACAACACGGUGGAUGAGGUGCCAGCCUACGACCACUAUGCCAACAGCAAGGGGGUGGGCGACCCCAGGAAGGGCAGGCCCUCGCUGGCUGACCUGCACUCCAUCCUGAAGGUAACAGGGUUUGGCUGUACCCAUAGCAUCUCUGGCAUCCCCGGUCAUGCUGCUGGUCCCUGUGAAGUGGCUGUGGUGGGUCACUCUGUCUCCUGCCUCUUGCCUGACCCGGGCCGCCUUCACACGCCAGUGUCUGACCUGCAGCAGAGCAAUGGCCUGCCAGAGGCUGGGCUGGAGGAGGCAGAAGGGGAGCCAGGCAGAGACUCCGUGCCAGAACCUGUCCGUUUUGGAUGGGUGAAGGGCGUCAUGGUGAGUGUGACCCAUCCCCCACAGAGUAUCCUCCUGCCUUCAGCAGAGCUGGCAUGGUUUGGCCAUCCCCAGGUGUCAAUGCCUGAUGGCCAGUUCCCCUCUGUCCCCCCUCAGAUUCGCUGCAUGCUGAACAUCUGGGGAGUUAUCCUCUACUUGCGCUUGCCCUGGAUCACCGCCCAGGCAGGAAUCGCCCUGACAUGGCUUAUCAUCCUCAUGUCCGUGACAGUGACCACCAUAACCGGCUUGUCCAUCUCUGCCAUAUCCACCAAUGGCAAAGUGAAGUCAGGAGGCACCUACUUCCUCAUCUCACGGAGCCUCGGGCCGGAGCUGGGCGGCUCCAUCGGGCUGAUCUUUGCCUUUGCAAACGCGGUGGCUGUGGCCAUGCACACAGUGGGCUUUGCUGAAACUGUCCGGGACCUGCUGCAGGAACACAAUUCCCUCAUCGUGGACCCCACCAAUGACAUCCGAAUCAUUGGGGUCAUCACUGUGACGGUGCUGCUGGGCAUCUCCCUGGCUGGCAUGGAAUGGGAGGCCAAGGCACAAAUACUGUUCUUCCUGGUCAUCUUGGUUUCCUUCAUUAACUACCUUGUGGGGACAGUGAUCCCAGCCACUGCUGAGAAGCAAGCAAAGGGCUUCUUCAGCUACCGAGCUGAUAUUUUUGCCCAGAACUUAGUGCCCAACUGGCGUGGACCUGAGGGCUCCUUCUUUGGCUUGUUUUCCAUUUUCUUCCCAUCUGCAACUGGUAUCCUGGCCGGGGCCAACAUUUCAGGUGACCUGAAGGAUCCUGCUGUGGCCAUCCCCAAGGGCACCUUGAUGGCCAUCUUCUGGACCACUGUGUCCUACCUGGUGCUUUCUGCUACCAUUGGUGCCUGUGUGGUCCGAGAUGCCUCAGGCAGCCUGAACGACAGCGUGGCCGUGGGCUCGCCGGGCUGUGAGGGACUGGCCUGCAGCUUCGGCUGGAACUUCACUGCCUGCACCCAACAGCAGAGCUGCCGAUACGGGCUCAGCAACUACUACCAGAGCAUGAGCAUGGUGUCUGGAUUUGGCCCCCUCAUUACAGCAGGGAUCUUUGGUGCUACCCUCUCCUCAGCAUUGGCCUGCCUUGUCUCAGCCCCCAAAGUCUUCCAGUGCCUCUGCAAGGACCAGCUCUAUCCUCUCAUCGGCUUCUUCGGGAAGGGCUAUGGGAGGAACAGCGAGCCCAUCCGUGGCUACAUGCUCACCUAUGUCAUUGCCAUUGGCUUUAUCCUCAUCGCUGAACUCAAUGCCAUCGCCCCCAUCAUCUCCAACUUCUUCCUCUGCUCCUACGCCCUCAUCAACUUCAGCUGUUUCCACGCCUCCGUCACCAACUCCCCAGGCUGGAGACCCUCCUUUCGGUAUUACAGCAAGUGGGCUGCGCUCUUUGGAGCUGCUGUCUCAGUGGUGAUCAUGUUCCUGCUGACCUGGUGGGCAGCCCUCAUUGCCUUCGGGAUCGUCAUCUUCCUCCUGGGAUAUGUCCUCUACAAAAAGCCAGAUGUCAACUGGGGCUCCUCCAUGCAAGCUAGCUCCUACAACAUGGCCCUCAACUAUUCAGUGGGGCUGAGUGAAGUGGAUGAGCACAUCAAGAACUACAGACCGCAGUGCCUGGUACUGACUGGCCCACCCAACUUCCGCCCGGCACUGGUGGAUUUUGUGGGGACCUUCACCAAGAACCUCAGCCUGAUGCUCUGCGGCAAUGUGCUGAUUGGACCACGGAAGCAGAAGAUGCCAGAGUCCCGGCUGAUGGCAGACGGCCACACUAAGUGGCUAAUGAAGAGGAAGAUCAAGGCUUUCUACACAGAUGUGGUCGCUGAGGAUUUGAGAAGUGGUGUCCAAAUGCUCAUCCAGGCUGCUGGCCUCGGGAAGAUGAGACCUAACAUCUUAGUGCUGGGCUACAAGAGGAACUGGAGGACGGCAUCUCCACAGAGCCUGGAGGACUACGUGGGCAUCCUGCACGACGCUUUCGAUUUCAAGUAUGGCGUGUGCUUAAUGCGGAUGAAAGAAGGGCUGAAUGUUUCCCGAGUGCUGCAGGCACACGUUAACUCCACAUUUGAGGCAGCAGAGCACCCCAAGAAUGGCACUGGCAGCAAAGCAGCCCCAGGCACAGCAGACCCCACUGCCUUGGCCAGUGAGCAGCAGGCAAGCACCAUCUUCCAGAGCAAGCAGGGCAAGAAGACCAUUGACAUUUACUGGCUCUUUGAUGAUGGAGGUCUCACGCUGCUCAUCCCCUACCUCCUGGGGCGCAAGAAGCGAUGGGGAAAGUGCAAAAUCCGGGUGUUUGUUGGCGGGCAGAUCAACAGGAUGGACGAGGAGAGGAAGGCGAUUGUCUCUCUGCUGAGCAAGUUUCGCCUUGGUUUCCAUGAGGUCCACAUCCUCCCUGACAUCAACCAGAAACCCCGGCCAGAGCACAUCAAGAGAUUUGAUGAACUCAUCGCUCCCUUCAGGCUGAACGAUGGCUUCAAAGAUGAGGCCACAGUGAAUGAGAUGAGACAGGGCUGUCCCUGGAAGAUUUCUGAUGAGGAGGUCGAUAAAAACAGAGCCAAGUCGCUCCGCCAAGUGAGGCUGAAUGAGAUUUUGCUGGAUUACUCACGGGAUGCAGCACUCAUAGCCAUCACUCCGCCCAUCGGCAGGAAGGGCCGCUGCCCCAGCUCCCUCUACAUGGCCUGGCUCGAGACCCUCUCUCAGGACCUGAGACCCCCCGUCAUCCUCACACGAGGAAACCAAGAGAAUGUGUUGACCUUUUACUGCCAAUAAAACCUCCUGCAUUCCUGAUGA
This is a messenger RNA of Lonchura striata (white-rumped munia), 3524 nucleotides long. Lineage: Eukaryota; Metazoa; Chordata; Aves; Passeriformes; Estrildidae. The record is from RefSeq and is a predicted model, not a curated record.